This is a messenger RNA of Camelina sativa (false flax), 1107 nucleotides long. RefSeq lists its product as uncharacterized. The record is from RefSeq and is a predicted model, not a curated record. Lineage: Eukaryota; Viridiplantae; Streptophyta; Magnoliopsida; Brassicales; Brassicaceae.
AUAUAACUUUUAAAAUCGUGUAUAACUUUGCUCUUUGAAAAGCCCCAACUUGAAUUGAAAAGGGGAAUUAGGGUUUACUCAAAUAAUCGGGGAUGGCUUCUACCAAAUCAAGCGAGACCGAUAGAAAGGACGGAUCUUGCGAGACUCAACCGACGGAGGCCAUGGAAAUUCCCACCGGAGAUGACUCUUCUUUGCUGGGGAAGCGCAAGGUCGAAACAACGAACCUGGAGGAGGAUCCCGGUGAAAACGAUGGCGACAUAGAAGAAGGUGUCGAGGAGGAGGAGGAGGAUAGUGAUUCGGAAUGGGAUAAGGAUAGCUUCGAGGGACGGGAGUAUCAUUCCUCUGGGUUUGAGGAGGAGUAUAUGGACAAGGAACUUGAGAAGAAAGCCCGUUUUAAAAGUCGCACGGUCAUCGAAACCAAGGGCUUUUUCGAGGCAACUGACAAAUUCCCACCUUGCUGCUGGGGUGGGAUUGCUACAGUCCCGGGUCUUGAUGAUAAAAUGCGUCGAGGUAUCACAGUUCGUCAGUUCUUAGCAGACAUGGUAUCUCUUUGUGUUGAAAAAUAUAACAAACGAAAGGGAUUAAAUGUGACUUGCGAGCAUGUUUUGAGGGCUAAUUUCAAGGCAGGGAGCUGCACAAAGUACUACAUCACUUUUGCUGCUAGAGAGUCUGACUCUCCUGAUGCACCUCUAGUCGAGUAUCAAGCUAAAGUGGCUUGGUCUGCUGGCAUUACUUAUCCCAUCCUUUGCAGACCCACUUCUCCACCAAAAUUCGUUGAAAGAGAUCAAGUGAAAGAGGUAGCCGAGGAGGUUAUGGAAUAAAGCAGUUGAAGAAUUUCACAAGCUUGUUGUUUUAGCCUGCUGCUUUCUGUAACGAGUCUAGUAGACCAAUUAGUUAUUCACUAGUAUUUUUCUACGUUAAAGACCGAUUGUGUAUUACCCGGAUCUUUCUGAAUUUCGCCAGCUAUGUUAAGUUUAUCUCGUUGAUUGAGAUUUGUACUCCAUUUCUUAUCUUCUGCUAUGAAUUGGUACUCCAUUUCUUAUCUUCUGCUAUGAAUUGGUUGUAAUAAAAUUUCAAGACUAUUUAUGAUUAUGAUUGAUGCUAGUA